Molecule: messenger RNA, 6787 nt
Organism: Seriola aureovittata
Lineage: Eukaryota; Metazoa; Chordata; Actinopteri; Carangiformes; Carangidae
Gene: ntrk1
Product: neurotrophic tyrosine kinase, receptor, type 1
Exons: 17
Coding region: 838-3243 (801 amino acids)
Biological process (GO): cell surface receptor protein tyrosine kinase signaling pathway; multicellular organism development; cellular response to nerve growth factor stimulus
Cellular component (GO): signaling receptor complex; axon; plasma membrane
Molecular function (GO): neurotrophin receptor activity; ATP binding; transmembrane receptor protein tyrosine kinase activity
Source: RefSeq, a predicted model, not a curated record
CUGUGAGGCUGACAACACUGUAUAUGAGCCAGUGAUGAAAAACAACACGCUCAGAGACCCAUACUCCUUUGCUUUCAUUUCCUAUCAUUAGAUCCUGCUUGGAGUUCACACUGUUGAAAAACAGCUUAUUGCAGAUAGUGAUUUUCCACAGCCAUUAAAUUCAUCACUGACCUCCCAAGUCUAAACCAUCAUGAACCUUCCAACAAUCAAUUCUCCGAGGACAGAGAGCUACAUCCCUCCGUACGGGAGCAUGUUGCUGCAGGAGUUUUAGUGCGAGUGUGAGAGUGUUGCUGUGUCCAAAACCGGCACCCACGAGCCCUGACUUCUUGGCUCUGCUUGCACCUCGAGCUGCUGGGACACCAGACCUCUCACUCGGGGGGGGGGGGGCAGAUGAGAUCUCCAUCACCAUCUCCUCCUGUCAUCAUUAUCAACACACACCCUUAACCCCCCCGCCCCCACCCAACCCCUCCCUCUUCCUCCUCUCGCUUUCUGAGGUGUCUGGUGACUCUGGCCCCUGUUAUCUUGCCCCUCCCUUCAUUGUGGAGGAGAGGGAGAGAGAGGGAGAAAGAGAGAGGCUGCAGCCCACUACCACCAUGUCCCCAGAGGCCCCUUGCCUGCCUGCCUGCCUGCCUGCCUGCCCCUCCUGCUGCUCAGUACAGCUGUGGCUCAGUCCCAGACCCUGACCAGCUGGGAUCUCAACCCUGCCAGGGAGCCACUAGAAGAGUGUGUGAAAGCACCUCUCUGCGCUCACUCUUCAUUAAGUGAACCACACAGACACUAACUCCAACUACAGCUGCCAAACCUCUGCACUGCUGCUGAGAACAUCCUCUUUUCAGCAUGGCUGUGGCACCCCGGGCCCUGACGCUUCUCCUGCCCCUGGUGCUCGCCCUGCUCAGCCUGGCCCCGGCGCCCACCUUCGGAGGUUGCCCGUCGGCUUGCCGGUGCUCAUUCGUCAUGUUGCAAUGUCUGGAGCCAGAUGGUAUCACCGGCGUCCCGAUUCUGGCAGCGCAAGAGAGCGAUAACGUGACAGAGAUUUACAUAGAAAACCAAGUAGGCCUGGAGAAUAUAACAGAGUUUGAUCUUGUGAACUACCGCGAGCUGAAGAACCUCACGGUUACAUCAUGUAAGCUGAGGCUCAUCUCUGCCAACGCCUUCCAAUACAACCUCAAGCUCCAGUAUGUGAACCUGGCAUCCAACUCACUGGAACACAUCUCCUGGAGGGUCUUUCACUUUCUACCUUUACUCAACCUGGUUUUGAGGGACAACCCUCUCGUUUGUUCGUGUGAUCUCUACUGGUUGCAGCAGUGGCAGCGAAAUGACCGUGGCGACCUGGACAACCAAAUGUUGUCUUGUUUCACUCACUACGAAGAAAAACCUCUCAGCACUUUGGUGAUUGACAACUGCAGUCUGCCUGAGGUGAGAAUCAACUUCUCCAAAUACAAGAUUCAAGAAGGAGGCAACCUGACAUUCGAGUGUCAGGUGACAGGAAGUCCCACUCCCAGUGUGAGAUGGCGAACUGAUAAGCUCAGCUCUCCCUCCCUUACCCAGGAGAGAAUCUGGGGCUCCACAUUAGAGCUGGUCCUUUACCUCACUAACGUUUCCUACAAAGACAACCUGCGCAAUCUCACUUGCGAGGCAGAGAACCAAGCUGGGCCCAGGGAGGACAUGGUGCAACUGGACAUUGAGUUUCCAGUCAAAAUCGUCUUCCUGAGAGACGCCGUGCAGCAGCAUUUCUGGUGUUUCCCCUUUGCCGUGGAUGGCAACCCUGAACCAAGCUUCACCUGGCUGUACAAUGGCAAAUUACUGAAUGAGACUGCCUACACUUACACCCAGUUUAUCCCUGACUCAUCUGACGGAUCGGUGAAACACGGUUGUCUCUUCCUCAACAAGCCCACCCACAUCAACAAUGGCUACUACACUUUGAUCGUGGAGAACAAACUGGGAAGGGAUGAGGCCACUGCCACUGGGAUGUUUAUGGACAACCCCUUCGACCCGCUCGAUCCUGAGGGGAUCAUUCCUGUCCUUGUGGAUCCAAUUCCUACAAACAAAUCAGACAUGGACGUCACAGAGAACCCAGAGAGCCGAGUGUUUGUGGUGUCUGUGGCGGUGGGUCUUGCUGUGUUUGCCUGCACUUUUCUUCUCAUCAUGGUUUUGGUUAUUAACAAGUGUGGCCAGCAUUCCAAGUUCGGCAUACACCGUUCAUCAGUUUUGGGUACAGAGGAUGACCUGGCCGUGUCACUUCGUUUCAUGAACUUUGGAACCAGCCCGCCUUCCUCAGAUGAAGACUCUGGUUUAUCCAGCUUUGUAGAGAAUCCACAGUACUUCUGCGGCAUCAUAAAGGACAAAGACAUGUGUGUCCAGCAUAUUAAACGACAGGACAUUGUGUUGAAGUGGGAGCUGGGUGAAGGAGCGUUUGGCAAAGUCUACCUGGCAGAGUGUGCCAACCUGAGCCCCGACAGCGACAAGAUGCUGGUCGCCAUCAAGACUCUGAAGGACGCCAAUGAGUCGACCCGGCAGGACUUCCAGAGGGAGGCGGAGCUGCUGACGGUGCUCCAACACCAGCACAUUGUGCGAUUCUACGGCGUCUGUACAGAUGGAGAGCCACUGGCCAUGGUGUUCGAAUACAUGCGGCACGGAGACCUCAACCGCUUUCUUCGAGCUCACGGCCCCGAUGCUCGUAUCCUGGAGGAAUCGAAGAUGCCGCCGCUGGGUCAGCUAACUCUGCCGCAGAUGCUGCACAUCGCCGCCCAGAUCGCCUCGGGCAUGGUCUACCUGGCAUCGUUGCACUUUGUCCACCGCGACCUGGCAACCCGCAACUGUCUGGUGGGAGAGGGGCUGGUGGUGAAAAUCGGAGACUUUGGCAUGUCACGAGACAUCUACAGCACAGACUACUACCGGGUGGGUGGACGUACCAUGCUGCCGAUCCGCUGGAUGCCCCCGGAGAGCAUCAUGUACAGGAAGUUCACCACGGAGAGCGACAUCUGGAGCUUCGGCGUGGUCCUCUGGGAGAUCUUCACCUACGGCAAACAGCCCUGGUACCAGCUGUCCAACAGUGAGGCCAUCGAAUGCAUCACGCAGGGACGGGAACUGGAGCGGCCACGCACCUGCCCCAAGGAGGUGUACCUGCUGAUGCAGGGCUGCUGGCAGAGAGAGCCCCAGCAGAGGAUGGUCAUCAAGGACAUCCACAGCCGCCUGCUGGCCCUGGUCAAGAACCCACCGGUUUACCUGGAUAUCCUGGGAUAAAGAGGCCGAGAGGCAACCGGGGAGCGGAAACCAGAGGCUGGGGAGGCAGGAGGUUUGAUUGGAGACUGAAAAGUUCUUUUAAUUCCAUUAGGUUCCUCUUUGUUUAAGAGUCUGCUUUUUCUUUUAUCCAUUAAAACACCAGUAGGAAGUAGCAAUUCCACAGUUCUCCCAGUUGCAGCUUUUCCAGCCUUGAUGCUUGACGAACAGUACAAACAGUUUGGCAGCGACUGUUCUGCUUCAGUUUUGCCCCCCCCCCUUCGACCCCGACCCCGACCCCCACCCCACCCCGACGUCUGUUUAAUUCCCCAGUUGUUCUCUGGAAACCUGUCAAAUGUUUACCUAAGUGCUUAAUGUUUAUCUGAGGUGGGAGCCUGAUGGAGGGACAUGCAUGGGUAAGUGUUGAAGUAACAGUAUAUGGGCUUUACGUUGCUGGGGUGUGAUUUGAGAUGAUAGCUCGUCAGGGAGUUUUGUCCCUGCAGAGGUUUAGGAGCGGAGCUGCGGUACAUUUUAUGCUACUUUAACUCUUCUCCUGACUCUUGUGUUGAAAUGUGAUUAGAAAAAGGAAACGUAUGAUUACAAUGAGUCAUGAGUCAAAAGUGAAAGCCAAUUUACAGAUUUCGGGACAGAAGACAGUCCUUUGUAUAGUACAGUCAAUGAUUUUGGAGACGUUUUGAUACGGGAGGUUGUUUAAAGGCUUUCAGUAAAUGUAUAUAAGCUACGUUGUACAAUCAAAACCUCGAAAGCUUGUUUGUUUCUCACGUGUGAAAUCAAGUGUAUCAUAUGAAUAUUUUUCAAAAGCAAGAACAAAAUGUCAUCUAUUAGCAGUGAAAGUGUUUCCUGAUAUAUUAACUACUGUGUUUACAUUUAAUGCUGUCAGUUUUACUGUCAAAUAUAAUAUGAAUAAAAAUGUACUUCCAAAAAAAAAAAAGAAGAAAAGUUUGACCCGUGGCCCUGCUCGUGAGACGGACUCAGGGGCUUUUUGUACAAAUGUUAAACACGCUACUGUAACAACCUUCAACAAUGAAAGCACUGCAGUGAAACUCAGUACGGGGGACGAAAUGCUGGAGAGGUGACAGACUGAGAUGGUUUCAGAGGUAACAGAUGGAUUAAAGUGAGUGAAACUCCAGGAGCAGAGGGACAGAUGGCUCUGAAACAGAGACUGGAGGUGAGGCCACCACCAUGAAAAAACCAAACCCACAUGGGGCGUUUAGAGGGAGAAAAGACCACUGUGAUGCCUUUAAGUGUAAAUACCGAAUGUACAUACUCUGUAUCAAUGUCUAAAAAAUAUAUAUAUCUUCAUGUAUUGUUACUCCAGCACUUUGUAUAUUCUGCCCUUAAAAAAAUAAACAAACUUGAUAAAAAAUAAAAAAAAAAAAUGUCUGCAGCGUGCGAGGAUCACCCCCACCAUCAGUCAAUCCAUCAUUAUCGUACGCUUCAGAAGGAACAAUGAUUUGGGAUACCGUCUGUACUUAAAGUUAGACAUCUUAACAAGGCUAUUCAAGAGCUUUCUAUUAUUUUGACGAACUAAUCAGCAACCUGCGUCGUCUCUACGGGAUGCUCAGCAGACAGUUAUUGAAAAGGAAUAAUCAAGUUUCAUAUUGCCUUACCGCCGGCCUUCCAACAAACAAACACCCUCCAAAACCAAACCCCUCUCUCUCUCUCUACCACCACCCUCCCUCCAUCACUCUGUAUGCAGAGCGUCUCCAGGGAGUGGUAAUGGAUUGUGAGUAAUGCUAUCAUCCCUUUCUCCGUCUUUCUUUCACUCUACCACCUCUGCUGUACUGGGGGUGGGGGGGUGGAAACACUUGGAGGACUCAUGUCUGGCUUAUUGUUUCUUCUUCUAGCACUCGGAGCCUACAGCCCGGUUGGAUAUGCAAUAUGACUAUAAAUAAGAGCUGGAAAUGAGGCCACUUUUAAAGUGGUACUCCUAUUGGAGCUUCACAGUGGGAAACUUUACUUUUUAAUCUUCCACUUGGUCAUAUAAUGCAAAGGAUAUUGAUUUCUUAUGGUAAUUAUUCCUUCCGAUUCAUUUUGGUCUGUGUUUACUGCUAAUAAUAAAUCACUGUGAACUUUAAUAUUCAUCCUGUGAGGCAGUGAAGACGAUGGCCCAGUAGGAAGAGAGAAGCCCUACACAAAAUGUUCUCACUAUGGAGUCAAAGCCAAAACAGACAAAUCAAAUAGAGUUACAAUGACAAUGACUUGUGUUGGAGGUCAUGGUUAUCUAAUCACAAUUUAAAGUUUAGUAGUACAGCGUUUACUCUUUGAGCUUUGUAGCUUUCAAAUCCAAAGAUGUUUUAGUAAGUUAAACUUCAGUUAGCUCAUUCUGAAAAACUACACUUAAAAAAAUAAAUAAAAUAAAUUCUACAUCUUACAACUAAUUUGACAUUUCCUGCAUCUGAAGAAGACGUCGCGGGAAGAUUUUUGUAGAAUUAAAAUUUCCUGCAGUGAUAUGCCUUUUGUAAUGGUUUUAGCUCAUGAUUUUCACCGUCAUUUCAAGGCUGCCUGAAAAAAGGCAUCUCCUCUGGGAACAAGUGGAACAACCUUAAACCAGUGGUUUUCAAUUUAUGAAAAAGAAAAUCUGCCUUGAAGGCCAAAUAUUGGACUAAAUUUCUUGUUAGACUGACCUUUUUUUUUUUUGCAUUCACCCAGCUGAUCAAUCUUUUGGGAGCCGCACACUGUUGAUGAACAGCAGAUAUAUAGGAGUGCAGAAGGACACGCUGUUGUUGUGCUGCUCUGCCCUCUGCUGGUCACGCACACACACUGCUCAGACUCAGACGUGUUCAAACGAAGAAUCUGCCAACAACAAUACAUAUAUCAUCAAUUUUCUUUCUCCAAAGACAAUAAAUUUGAGAAUUUUGCACAGUUGUAGAUAAUAAACAUGAUUACAAGUUGCAUAUCUUCAUGUGAUAAGCAUGUGUGUAACAGUAGAGCUGCAACAAUUGGUUGAUUUAACAUUUAGUCAAUUGACUGAGUUAAUUGGCAUCAAAUACUUGUUUAAGUACAUUUUUAAAAAAUGCCAAACACUUCCUGGUUCCAGCUUCUUAAACAUCAGGAACUGAUGAGAAACAGAAAAGUUUUGGGUUUUAGACAAAACAACAUUUAAAGAAAUCACAGUUUUUUUUUUCUUUUCUUGGAUCUUAUACACAAACAGUAAAGAAAAUAAUCAUUAUUAACUGAUAAGGAUUACGCAGUAUAUCGUAUAUCGGCCAAAAUUCUGCCAGCUGAAAGAAAUCGGUGUUGAAGUAGUACAAAUGUAAAAUUGCAUCCAAUUCGAUUUCAGACUCUUGAAAUUAUUACAGUGACAGUUAUUACAUUUAUAAAAGGCUUAAUUUAUUACACAGAUCUAGUAGAACAAAGUAGCAAAUUACAAAUUAUACACAGCAAAGAACAAAUAAGUAUGUACACAUUUUAAGAGUAGUUUAUGGUCAUUUCUGUUUUUGCAGAUAAGGAAUAAACAUUAUAUCAAAAGAAAAGUUGCAUAAAAUUUUUUUUUUUUUAAAAAGGCACCAGUAACUCUUUCAAACACAGUUUUUCCUUUUUUUUU